Messenger RNA from Schistosoma margrebowiei, 819 nucleotides. NCBI's taxonomy places the organism in Eukaryota, Metazoa, Platyhelminthes, Trematoda, Strigeidida, Schistosomatidae. The record is from the annotation of a GenBank genome assembly.
AUGUCAGAUAAAUUUAGUAUUAAUGAAAUAUUAAAAUCAAAUUAUAAUAAACAAAUUACAUUUACUAAUAUACAUAAAUCGAAUGAAAUAAUAUUACCUAUGACAACAAUUACAUCAUCAAUUUCAAUGAAUCAUAAUUAUAAUUAUUUAAUGACAUCAUCAAAUCAUUCAUUGAAUUCAUCUAUAUUAAAAGAGUUUUUAAUGAAUUCUAAUAUAAAACAAACAAUAGAAUUAUUAAUAAAUGAUAAUAAUGAUAAUAAAAAUAUUCAAUAUAUUUUAAAUUCUGAACAAUUUAAACAAUUUAUCAAUAUAUUAAAAUCAUUUAAAUAUUCAACUAUUAAUAAUCAAUUAUUGAAUGAAAUAAAAACAAAAUAUCAUAUAACAAAUCCGGUAAUUAUAAAAUAUUUAACAUAUAUAUUUACUAAUAAUUCAAAUGAAUUAUCUAAAGAUAAUAUUAUUGAACCAAGACGAAUUGGACAUCCUUAUCAGAGUAGAAUACCUAGAAAACGGAAAAAGCCAAGAGCAUCAUUCACAAGAUAUCAAGUGACAACACUUGAAAGAAAGUUUCGUCAACAAAAGUACUUGGCUUCGACUGAGAGGAAUGAGCUAGCAAACUUGUUGAAAAUGACUGAUGUACAAGUGAAAACAUGGUUUCAAAAUCGUCGAACGAAAUGGAGGAGACAAACAAAUGAGGAACGUGAAACAGAAUGGAAGGCCACAGGACGUUUUUUAUUAAGUUUACAUUCUCAGCUGAAUCUACUUAAAGAAAACUUACAUAUGAGUAAUAAUCAGACAUUUUAUUCCACAGUGAGCGGUUAG